Carassius carassius (crucian carp) is the source of this 1369-nucleotide messenger RNA. RefSeq names its product POP4 homolog, ribonuclease P/MRP subunit (gene pop4). The record is from RefSeq and is a predicted model, not a curated record. The transcript has 7 exons. Gene Ontology annotation, molecular function: ribonuclease P RNA binding. Gene Ontology annotation, cellular component: ribonuclease P complex; ribonuclease MRP complex. The coding region runs from base 58 to 720 and encodes 220 amino acids. Lineage: Eukaryota; Metazoa; Chordata; Actinopteri; Cypriniformes; Cyprinidae. Gene Ontology annotation, biological process: tRNA 5'-leader removal; rRNA processing.
CUGUCUAUGGUGAUUUCAGAGCAGUAGUGUUUUGUUGGAUCAUCUGUGUUCUGAACUAUGGAAAGUGUGGUGCAAUCCCGAAUCCCUCCAGAGCAAAGCGAAAUUUUGGGAGUUGAGUCUCAACAUGGAACAGCAGCGGAUGCUUUUACCAAAGCAUUCCUCAAGAAUAGCCUUCCCCAAGUGAAGGAUGAAGACAUAGAGGAAAUUAUGAUGCGCAAGGCAGUGGUCCUGGAAUAUAAAAGACCGAUGAAGAAGAAGGGAAAGACGAGAAAGGCCAAGGGACUGAAUGCCAAAGAAAGAAGACGGCUUAAAAUAUUCCAGCUCAAACCGGAACAUCAGAAAUAUGAACUCUUCUUGCCUCUGCAUGAGCUCUGGAAACAGUACAUCGUGGAUCUAUGUAACGGAUUGAAACCAGGAAGCAACCCACAGAUGAUCCAGCAGAAGCUCUUGAAAGCUGAUUUCCAUGGUGCUGUCUUAACAGUUGUCCGAUCAAAAUGCCCCUCAUAUGUGGGUCUAACUGGCAUCUUGGUACAGGAACUGAAGCACGUCUUCAAAAUCAUUACAAAGGAGGACAAACUAAAAGUUAUACCGAAGAGGAAUAGUGUGUUCGGUGUGGAGAUCGGGGAUUUCGUAACGCACAUCUAUGGCAGCAAGUUUGAACUGCGCUCCAGUGAGCGAUCGGCGAAGAAAUUUAAAGUGAAAGGAACUAUUGACUUGUAAUGGGAAGUCUUAAACCUCAUGUCAGCUUUAACUGUGGGCUCAUACUGGAGAAUUAAGAGACAACAUUUAAUCAUUAUGGGUUUCUUAGCUUCUUCCUCUUAUUGUUAUUACUCCCUUUUUAUGCUUUGACUCUGCUCAGGCAUGAAUCCACAGUAUACAGUACAGUGCAUUUAGGAAAAGUAGUAGUUUUUGAUUGUCCACCAGAGGGAGCCCUUAUUGAAAGAGAAGGGAGGAAGAAUGAAUUUUAACCUCCUCAGUUCUCUCUCUAGCUCUGUUUAAUCCCUGGUACCUGUCACUUAAUUCUUAUACAAGGUUCCCACAAACUCUUUAUUUAUAUAUUCAAGGGUAGUCAGCACUGCUAAUGCAAAAUAUAAAAUAAAAUUUUUACAAAUGAAUAUCGUAUUUCCCUAAGAACAUCUUAAAAAAUAUUUAUAUGUUAUGUUACAUGGCAUGAUAGUAGAUCCACAAUAAUAAUUCAAUAGUACAAUGAUUUCCAAAAGUCGGAGGUAUUCAAGUCUGUUAUAUAAUGUUUAUUUCUAUACAACUUUAAGCAAAGUGUUGUUAGAAGCAGUGUUUUCAGACUUGUUCUUGAACAAGGACCACUUCAGCUCUCUAGUUAAAACGGCACGAAGUAAAAACUGGAAUUAGU